AUGCCGCCUACGCUCCCCGCCGGUAAAUCUCCGGGCCGAGCAACCCGGCUGCCGGAGCCCGUGACGCCGUCAGCCAAAAGCAGAGUGGCCGAUGUCCAGUUGUCGGAGCGCAAAAGGAAGGUCGCGCCGUCGGCCGGUCCGCCUAAGAAGAAGAAAGGGAAGACCAGAUCGCCGUCGGCCGAGCCCGAGAAGAAGCCUUUGCCUCUCCUGUUGGAGCGCGCCUGGACACCCGGCGACGAGGUCCAGACACUCGAGGCCCCGGUGCGAGCAGCCCAACCGCCGGACCCCGGGAAGAGCAAGCAUGCGCCGUCAGCCAAGAGCAGGGAGGCCGAUGCCCAGCUGCCGGUGCGCAAGAGGAAUAUCGCGCCAUCAGCCGAUCCGCCCCAGAAGAGCGACAAGUCGAGAUCGGCGCCGGCCGAGCCGGAGAAGAAAUCCCUCCCAUCCGACCAUGCGUGGGCGUGGACACCGAGCAACGAGGUCCAGAUACUCGAGGGCCUGGUGGUGUAUCGCCAGGAACACGGCAAUCUGCCGAGAACCAAGGCGCUCCUCGCCUCCCUUCAUCUCCAAGGCCGCCUCGACAGCAAGGGCUUCAGCCUGCAGGACCUCUGGCAGAAGGUGCGCAGUCUCAAGGGCUGGCACGACUACGACGCCAUCAACGGUGUCCCUGCCAAAGAAAACAAGUGCAGCCUCUGUCACCUCUCCAAGACCGUCUGGGGCACCAUCCCAGAGCCAGUUGCUACGAGUGGUGGUGAAUCAAGCACAAAAGUGCCAAAUGCGGGCAAGACAUUCGAUGAAAUGUGUCAGUUGUACCCUUGCCUCACUGAUGAGAUGACACACAUUGUGGAUGAACCUGCAGUUUUGGAGAGACUGCUCUUGGACUUUGAUGAUACCAAGGCCUGUUCAUUGGACUCCAAAAUCGACAACCUCAGCACAGAGCUCACCGAGGCUAUCAUGGAAUCGGUGCAGCUCACGGCAUUGAUCUGCUUCGCACUGUGA
Hordeum vulgare subsp. vulgare (domesticated barley) is the source of this 996-nucleotide messenger RNA. RefSeq lists its product as uncharacterized. Gene Ontology annotation, cellular component: nucleus. Lineage: Eukaryota; Viridiplantae; Streptophyta; Magnoliopsida; Poales; Poaceae. The record is from RefSeq and is a predicted model, not a curated record. The coding region runs from base 1 to 996 and encodes 331 amino acids. Gene Ontology annotation, biological process: regulation of DNA-templated transcription. The transcript has 2 exons.